Molecule: messenger RNA, 2259 nt
Organism: Paramecium primaurelia
Lineage: Eukaryota; Ciliophora; Oligohymenophorea; Peniculida; Parameciidae
Source: the annotation of a GenBank genome assembly
AUGAGUAAUUUUUAAUUUAAAUAUUAUCCUUCAAAAGCAUUAUAUAUUGGUGAAAAUCAAGAAGAAGGUAAUUCAGCUAGAGUUGAUUAAACAGUAAUUUGGGAGUAAUCUUCUAGAUUAAGUGAAGAAACAUAAGCUGAAAAGAAGGAAAAGGUUGAAGAGUUGAAAGUUGAAAAAAUAAAUUAUGCAGAAGGGAUAAGAACAUUAAAAUUAUUUGAUAAUAGGAUUUAAGAUAUUGAUGAUAUUAGAAUGAGUUUUUCUGAAUCUGAUGAAGCUUAACAUUCAAGUGUAUUUUAAAAAAAUUCAGAUAAUCCAGAUGAAAUUGAAUAAGGUUAAAGGAAUAAUGUAUUUAGAAAUAGAAAAGCAUUAAAUUCUACAAUAAAUGAUUAUUAAAGACCAAAAGUAAUAGUUUAUUUAAGUUGGACUAUUAAUAUAUUAAUGAUAACUGUAUUAACAUUAUCAUUUACAUCCUAUUUUUUAGGAUUAUUUUUAUUUGAAAAUGUUUAAAAUUCAUUAAAUCUUAUAGAAUAUGCAAGUUUAAGAAAUCAAGAAUGUAGUCAAAUUGUAAUGAAUGUUUAGAAUUUAGAAAUGUUAAGGAUUGGAAUUUGGAAUAUGACUGAAUCUGAAGCUAUAAUUUAUGAAGCAGAAUAAAGAACUGAAUUAAAUAAUUCAAUUUUUGCAUUAACAGAUGCAAAUAAAAAAAUAAUGUUAGAUGAACUUUACAUUAAUGAAUAAAUAGAAGAAUUACAUUCUAAAAGUGUUGUUAAUGUAAGGAUUUCAAAAAAUAGUUUUUCUAAUUAUGAUUUAAUUGAAGCUACUUAAUAAAUAAUUAGUAAAGCACUUUUAGUUAGAGAUAAACCAUUAUAAAAUUUGACAUUAGAUGAUGAAGAUGCAACAUUUAUAACUUAUAAUUUAUAGAAUGCAAUAAUAUUUUAAUAUAGAAAUGAGACAAACUAAUAUUCUUAUGGAAUAUAGAAUUUGACAGAAAAUAAUGUUAAUAUCUUUUUUAUAUUUAUGAUUGUAGCAGCAUGUUCUUUUUUUAUUUAAUUAAUAAUGAUUGUGAUUUUAAUUAUAUAGAUAAAUUAGAUAUAAGAAAAAAUAUUACAAUUAUUUAUGGAGAUUCCAGAAAAAACUGUAAAAUAUUUAUAUAACAAAAGUGAAAAUUUUAUAUCAAAUUUAUAAGUAGGGGAAGAAGAAGAAGUAUCUUCUGAUUUAAGUGAUGAAGAAUAAGAUUAACAUAAAGAAUUAAGUAGAACUUUAAAUUCAAAAAGGAAAAAAAAAAUCUUUAAAAAUACAAAUUCAUUUCAUCGCUCAUAAAUUUUAAUUAUAACUUUUAUUCUUUUUACUUUUUAAGGAUAUUUCUUAUUAAAUUAUUUCCUAAAUUAAAUUACUUAUAAUAAUUUAAAAUAAUAGAUACCAGAAUUAAAUGUUACAGCCAGAUGUGGAUCAUAUUAUAGAUUUGUUGAUAAUUGUGAAAGAUAAUUAUUUUUAAAUCCAGAAGAACCAAUACUUUUAGAGAAUGCAUACUCAGUAGUUAUGAAUAACAUAUAAUUAAAUUAUGAAGUUGAUUCAAAUUUACAUUAAGAACAUUCUAAAAAUUCUGAAAUAUAGAAUUCUAAUUAUUAUGAUACUUUCUAAUCUAUUUUUAUGUUUAAUCCUUGUAAUACUUUUGUAUAAGAAGGAUAUACAACAAUUGAAUAUUGUGAAACAUUUGCAAAUGGUUCAAUAUAAUAAGGGAUGGCAGUAGCAAUAGCAAGAUAUUUUGAGAAUGUUAGGUACAUAAUGACUAUUUAUGAUAUGUUUUAUGGACAUCCUGAAGUAAAUUUUAGUGUAGCUGCUAGAGGUUGGGGUAGAUUUAGAAAUAUAACUAAUGAUUCUGAUAAUGUAACUAAUUAUAUCUAUAAUUUGAAUAAUUUCAAAUAGACUACAGAAUCACGUAUUAUGUAAAAUGUCUUUUUAAAAGGUAAAAUAAAAUGAUAAUUUUAUAUAGUUGCUUUUCGUUAUUUACUUGAUUAAUUCUUAACAGCAUUAAAAUAAGAUAUAGAAAUAACACAAACUUAAUUAUUAGCAAUAUUUAUUGUUUUUGAAGUUUUACUAUUUUUUAUAUAUUUCAUAAUCUGGUUACCAGCUUAAAUGAAAAUGACAAGAGAUAUUUGGAGAACUAAAGGAUUGAUUAUGAUGAUUCCUUUGCGUGUGAUUUAAAAGAUUAAAACUAUUAAAGAAUUCAUUAGUUUUUUGGUUCAUAGUUAAGAUAAAUGA